AUGGCUCAGGCGGCCAAACAGCUCAAGAAAAUCAAAGACAUCGAGGCGCAGGCCCUCCAGGAACAGAAGGAGAAGGAGGAAUCCAACAGGAAGCGGAGGAAUCGCUCCCGUGACCGCAAGAAGAAGGCCGAUGCCGCCACCAGUUUUCUGAGGGCAGCCAGAUCCGGCAACCUGGACAAGGCCCUGGAUCACCUGAGGAAUGGAGUGGACGUGAACACCUGUAACCAGAAUGGGCUCAACGGCCUGCACCUGGCUUCCAAAGAAGGCCAUGUGAAGAUGGUAGUCGAGUUGCUGCACAAAGAGAUCAUUCUGGAGACGACGACCAAGAAAGGGAACACGGCCCUGCACAUCGCUGCCCUGGCGGGUCAGGACGAGGUGGUCCGGGAGCUCGUCAACUAUGGCGCCAACGUCAACGCACAGUCGCAGAAAGGCUUCACCCCCCUCUACAUGGCCGCUCAAGAGAACCACUUGGAAGUGGUGAAGUUCCUGCUGGAUAACGGAGCUAACCAGAAUGUGGCCACAGAAGACGGCUUCACCCCGCUGGCCGUGGCGCUGCAGCAGGGCCACGAGAACGUGGUGGCCCACCUCAUCAACUACGGCACCAAAGGCAAGGUGCGCCUGCCUGCCCUGCACAUCGCUGCCCGGAACGACGACACCCGCACGGCCGCGGUGCUGCUGCAGAACGACCCCAACCCCGACGUGCUCUCCAAGACGGGAUUCACCCCCCUGCACAUCGCAGCCCACUACGAGAACCUCAACGUGGCCCAACUACUCCUCAAUAGGGGGGCCAGCGUCAACUUCACACCACAGAACGGCAUCACGCCACUGCACAUCGCCUCUCGCAGGGGGAACGUGAUCAUGGUGCGGCUUCUGCUGGACCGCGGGGCCCAGAUAGAAACCAGGACCAAGGACGAAUUGACACCUCUCCACUGUGCAGCUCGGAACGGGCACGUCCGCAUCUCCGAGAUUCUGCUGGACCACGGGGCGCCCAUCCAAGCCAAAACCAAGAAUGGCUUGUCCCCAAUCCACAUGGCGGCUCAGGGAGACCACCUCGACUGUGUCCGACUUCUAUUGCAAUACAACGCUGAGAUUGACGACAUCACCCUGGACCACCUGACCCCGCUCCACGUGGCAGCCCAUUGCGGCCACCACCGGGUGGCCAAGGUCCUCUUGGACAAAGGUGCCAAACCCAACUCCAGAGCCCUGAAUGGCUUUACCCCCUUGCACAUCGCCUGCAAGAAGAACCACAUCCGGGUCAUGGAGCUGCUGCUCAAGACAGGAGCCUCCAUUGAUGCGGUCACCGAGUCCGGCCUGACGCCGCUGCACGUGGCCUCCUUCAUGGGCCACCUGCCCAUCGUGAAGAACCUCCUGCAGCGGGGAGCAUCUCCCAAUGUCUCCAAUGUGAAAGUGGAGACCCCGUUGCACAUGGCGGCCAGGGCAGGACACACGGAGGUGGCCAAAUACCUGCUCCAGAACAAAGCCAAAGUCAAUGCCAAGGCCAAGGAUGACCAGACCCCGCUUCACUGCGCCGCCCGCAUCGGCCACACCAGCAUGGUGCAGCUGCUGCUAGAGAACGGCGCCAGCCCCAACCUGGCCACCACAGCCGGCCACACGCCCUUGCACGUAGCCGCCCGCGAGGGCCACGUGGAGGCAGCUCUGGCCCUCCUAGAGAAGGAAGCGUCACAGGCCUGCAUGACCAAGAAAGGAUUUACCCCUCUCCACGUGGCUGCCAAGUAUGGCAAGGUUCGGGUGGCCGAGCUGCUGUUGGAGCGGGACGCACACCCCAACGCGGCUGGGAAAAAUGGCCUGACCCCGCUGCAUGUGGCUGUCCACCACAACAACCUGGACAUCGUCAAGCUGCUGUUGCCCCGCGGCGGCUCCCCGCACAGCCCUGCCUGGAACGGCUACACACCCUUGCAUAUAGCCGCAAAGCAGAACCAGAUGGAGGUGGCCCGCAGCCUGCUGCAGUACGGGGGUUCCGCAAAUGCUGAGUCGGUGCAGGGUGUGACACCCCUGCACCUGGCCGCCCAGGAGGGCCACGCCGACAUGGUGGCCCUGCUCCUCUCCAAGCAAGCCAACGGCAACCUGGGCAACAAGAGUGGCCUCACCCCACUCCACCUGGUGGCACAGGAAGGCCACGUGCUGGUGGCAGACGUACUGAUCAAACACGGCGUCACGGUGGACGCCACCACCCGGAUGGGGUACACCCCUCUCCAUGUGGCCAGCCACUAUGGAAACAUCAAGCUGGUCAAGUUCCUGCUGCAGCACCAGGCAGAUGUCAAUGCCAAGACCAAGCUGGGGUACAGCCCCUUGCACCAGGCAGCCCAGCAAGGACACACGGACAUCGUGACGCUGCUGCUGAAAAGUGGUGCUUCCCCAAACGAAGUCAGCUCAAACGGAACCACUCCGCUGGCCAUCGCCAAGCGCCUGGGCUACAUUUCCGUGAUAGAUGUGCUCAAGGUGGUCACGGACGAAGGCAGCGUGGUGAUGGUCAGUGACAAGCACCGCAUGAGUUUCCCGGAGACAGUAGAUGAGGUCCUGGACGUGUCUGAAGAUGAAGGCACCGCUCACUUAUCUCUAAUGGGGGAAGACCUCGUGGGCUCCAAGGCUGAGAAACCGGACGCCAGGGAUGUGGAUGACGAGAGAGAGCUGCUGGACUUUGUGCCAAAGCUUGACCAAGUCGUGGAGUCCCCAGCCAUCCCCAGGAUCCCAUGUGUCACGCCUGAGACUGUGGUGAUCCGAUCCGAGGAGCCAGAGCAGGCCUCCAAGGAGUACGACGAAGACUCCCUGAUCCCCAGCAGCCCUGCCACGGAGACCUCUGACAAUAUCAGCCCGGUGGCCAGCCCUGUCCACACAGGGUUCCUGGUCAGCUUCAUGGUAGACGCCCGGGGAGGCUCCAUGAGGGGCAGUCGGCACAAUGGUCUCCGGGUGGUGAUCCCUCCGCGCACCUGCGCAGCGCCCACACGCAUCACCUGCCGCCUGGUCAAGCCCCAGAAGCUGAGCACACCGCCUCCGCUGGCCGAGGAGGAGGGCCUGGCCAGCAGGAUCAUCGCGCUGGGGCCCACGGGCGUUCAGUUCUUGAGCCCCGUGAUCGUGGAGAUACCCCACUUUGCCUCCCACGGCCGUGGGGACCGCGAGCUGGUGGUGCUGAGAAGUGAAAACGGCUCGGUGUGGAAGGAGCACAAGAGUCGCUACGGAGAAAGCUACCUGGACCAGAUCCUCAACGGGAUGGACGAAGAGCUGGGCAGCCUGGAGGAGCUGGAGAAAAAGCGUGUGUGUCGCAUCAUCACCACGGACUUCCCGCUGUACUUCGUGAUCAUGUCGCGCCUGUGCCAGGACUGCGACACCAUCGGGCCCGAGGGCGGGGCUCUGCAGAGCAAGCUGGUACCCAUGGUGCAGGCCACCUUCCCAGAGAACGCUGUCACCAAGCGGGUGAAGCUGGCCCUUCAGGCCCAGCCUGUCCCCGACGACCUGGUCACCAAACUCCUGGGCAACCAGGCCACCUUCAGCCCCAUUGUCACCGUGGAGCCCCGGCGCCGGAAGUUCCACCGGCCCAUUGGCCUGCGCAUCCCGCUGCCCCCGUCCUGGACGGACAACCCGCGGGACAGUGGAGAAGGGGACACCACCAGCCUGCGCCUGCUCUGCAGUGUCAUCGGUGGAACAGACCAGGCCCAGUGGGAGGAUAUCACAGGAACAACCAAGCUCGUGUAUGCCAAUGAGUGUGCCAACUUCACCACCAACGUGUCUGCCAGGUUCUGGCUGUCAGACUGCCCGCGAACAGCCGAGGCCGUGAACUUCGCCACCAUGCUCUACAAGGAGCUCACAGCGGUGCCCUACAUGGCCAAGUUUGUCAUCUUUGCUAAGAUGAACGACCCCCGAGAAGGGCGGCUACGCUGCUACUGCAUGACGGAUGACAAGGUGGACAAGACCCUGGAGCAGCACGAGAACUUCGUGGAGGUGGCCCGGAGCAGGGACAUUGAGGUCCUGGAGGGCAUGUCGCUGUUCGCAGAGCUGUCAGGGAACCUGGUGCCGGUCCGCAAGGCAGCCCAGCAGCGCAGCUUCCACUUCCAGUCCUUCCGUGAGAACCGGCUUGCCAUCCCAGUGAAGGUGCGCGACAGCAGCCGGGAGCCAGGGGGAUCCCUGCUCUUCCUGCGCAAGGCCAUGAAGUAUGAGGAUGCCCAGCAUAUCCUGUGCCACUUGAAUGUCACCAUGCCCCCUUGCACCAAGGGGAGCGGAGGAGAGGACAGGAGGAGGACCUUGACACCGCUGGCCCUGAGAUACAGCAUUCUCAGCGAGUCCCCAGGUUUUCUCAGUGGGACAGACCGAGCAGACAUGAAGAUGGCAGUCAUCUCGGAGCACCUGGGCCUCAGCUGGGCAGAGUUGGCCCGGGAGCUGCAGUUCAGCGUGGAAGACAUCAAUAGGAUCCGCGUAGAGAACCCCAACUCGCUGCUGGAUCAGAGCACAGCCUUGCUGAACCUCUGGGUCUUACGCGAAGGCAAAAACGCCCAAAUGGACAGUCUGUACACAGCCCUCCGCAGCAUCGACCGCGGUGAGCUCAUUGACCUGCUCGAGGGCUCGGGCAGGCAGAGCCGCCACCUGAAGCCCGACCGGCGGCAUGUGGACCGCGACUACUCGGUGUCACCCUCCCAGAUGAAUGGUUACUCCUCGCUGCAGGACGAGCUGCUGUCCCCUGCCUCCCUGCACUACGCCCUUCCCUCUCCGCUGCGUGCAGACCAGUACUGGAACGAAGUGGCCGUCCCAGACGCCAUCCCCCUGGCGGCCACGGAGCAUGACGCCAUGCUGGAGAUGUCUGACAUGCAGCUGUGGUCCGCAGACCUCACGCCCUCCCUGGUCACUGCUGAGGACUCCUCCCUGGAGUACAGCAAGGCCGAGGACUCGGACGCCACGGGCCACGAGUGGCGGCUGGAGGGGGCGCUCUCGGAGGAGCCGCGGGGCCCGGAGCUGGGUUCCCUGGACCUCGCAGAGGACGACACGGUGGAUUCAGAUGCCACCAAUGGCCUUAUCGAUUUGCUUGACCAGGAGGAAGGUCAGAGAUCAGAAGAGAAGCCGCCAGGUCCUCCGAGGCAGGAUGAGGACCCGGCAGGUGCAGGGCGGGACUCGGAAAGUCAAGUGUCUCUUGUUGCAGGCCAGCAGAGGAGGGUGCAAGGCCACACCUCAGACUUACCCUCCGGGCGGCAGGUACUGGAGAGCGGCCGGGACAGACUGCAAGACUGGGACAGGGCAGGCUCCAUGGGCUCCCACGUACAUGGAGCUGCACAGAGCUCCUGGCUGCAGGAGCUGACGCCCAGCCUGCACUCACAAGAUGAUGUCCUGAAGGCGUCCACCGGCGAGGCCCUGGCCUACAGCCAGCGGAUGCAACAGGCCAAGCACACCUUCUCCCAGGAACUGCAGCACAUCCACCAGGAGCUGGACCGGGAGCUGGGGGAGGGCGAGGGCCACGGUGGCGACGAUGAGGAGACCGUCUCCAGCAGGGUAGUCCGCCGCCGGCUCUUCCUGAAGGGACACGAGCUCCAGGGUAUUCCAGGGGAGCAGGUGACAGAGGAACAAUUCACCGACGCACAGGGCAACAUUGUCACCAAGAAGACCAUCCGCAAAGUCGUUCGGCAGAUAGACUCGUCCGUGACUGGGGAUCCCCAGGAGCAUGAGGAGGUGAUCAUUGGGGGGCCCCUAGAAGGCUCCAGUGAGCUAGAAGCUGACGUGGAUUACCUAACAAAGCUCUCCAAGGUGGAGCUGAGAGGGAGCGGCCUGCAGCCGGACCUGGCAGAGGGCAGGAAGGGGGCUCAGAUAGUGAAGCGGGCCAGCCUGAAAAGGGGCAAGCAGUGAAGCCGGCCUUCCGGGCCCGGAGCGGCUCUGUGGGAGGACCUCACCUCGACGCCCAAUCCCUGAACUCCACAUACCCUGCCAUGCACACAGGAGGAGAGCCGACCCUGGGGAGGGCUCUAGACCACGGGGCGACUCGGCUGCCCCCUACAGGCCGGCGCCAUCAUCUGCAGUAAAGGACUUCCUUUAAGCCUCCUCCGUGGGUGUGGCCAACUGGCCAGGACACCUGUGCCCCACAGCCCCACGACAAGGACCAGGGCAACCAGGCUGGUGGAGGGGGCGGGGGUGCACGCGCGCGUGGGCAGGCAGGCACAGCACAUGUGAACAAGGGCUCUUGGGCAGCUGGGGAUAGCUUUGGAGUGUUUUCGUUUUGACUGAGUACAGGGUAACUUUGUGUUUAUUCUUCGACUUUUCAUCCUGAAGGAGUCCAUGUUGGCUUCCUGGAAGAAGUGUGUGUGGUGGGCAAGAAGGGAGCCAAGAGGCCCGCAUUCAGUAGUUGGCCCUGUCCCUUCUCCCACCACCCUCAGACACCUCCAUUGCGUUAGGACGUCUCCUCACCUCCGGUGGGCGGACACGGAGGGGCACGGAUUCAACACAUGCACACCACACACACACACCAUGGCCUCCUUGCACCCACUCAUACACACACAGUGUUACUGUGGAGCCACUGGCAUUUUUUUUUUCUUCUUGUUUCUGCAAGUUUCAAUAUUGAUCAAUUUCCAAAGGAAAAUCAUUGCCUUUAGGGGUGCAUUCAGGGUCCCUUAGAGGCAGGGACCUCCCACACGCUCCCUACACACACACGCACACACACACACGCACGCACACACACAGCAGGCUCUGCGUCAGGGCCCAGUUUGGGGGCUUCUCUCUCUCCGAGCUGGGGAAGGGCUGGCAGCCGCCCCAGGAGACGGAGCGGAUCGCACCAGCAUGUUCCAUACAGAAGAGGUGGGUUUUUUUUUUUUCUAAUAUCUUCCAGCACUUAAAUCUCAUAUAAUAGUCCUUGUCCAUAAAAGUGUAAAACUGUACAGUCAAUCAGCUUUGUGUAUAUGAGGAAAAAAAACAAAAAAAAAAAAACAAAAAAAAAACGAAACAAAAACAAUAAAUACUAUGCAAACCAAUAGCAACACUUUAGCGGUAUGUGCACACACAGCCCCAGCCAGCCGGGCUGCCCAGGGCUCGCGCGGGCUGCGGGAGGAGCCGUCAGGGAAGCGAGGAGGGGUUUGCGCGAGCGUCAGGACCACCCCAAGCUCUCCCAGAGCCCACUUGGUGCUCGCACCCCGGGCAGCCCGCAGGCUGGGGCGGAGCGGGGCAGGGCCGGGGCGCCGGGGCAGGGCAGGGAGGCGAGGGGCGGCGCGGCUGUUCCCCACCCCUGCCAAGCACCCCUUUGCCCGCGCCUCGGUUCAGCCAGGGCAGAGCCUUAAGCCACACUCACACAGCGGGGCGCGCCUCCGGCGGAGGGAAGCCCGAAUCAGCACAAACUCCAGGGGCCCUGACCGCCGCUCCGCAGAGCCGCCGCUGGCCGGACCCUUCCUAGUAGCACAGACGCGCCCGCGGUUGGCGAGGGCCCGCGCCGCGCCGCAUCCGGGCCGGGCCGGGCGGCGCGGGGUCGAGGCUGACCGGGUGAGGCCGCCGCGACCCCCCGCCUGGCCCUCGCUCUCCCUCCCCGGUCGCCCCCCGCGCGGGCCCGGCUCCGCUGCGCUUUGGCACCCUGCGUGCGCCCCGCCCGGCAUGGCUACUUGGCCGCGCGUUUCCCCGUGCCAGUAGGAGCUGCUGGGCGCCAGCUCAGCUCGGGGAGGUGGGGUCCCCCACACCCACGCCUAGAGAAUGCUGCACAGUCUGCGCAUUAGACGCUUUUUAGAAGUUUGGAAAUUAACCUUGAGGUUUUUUUUUUUUUUAAUUGUUAUGAAAAAAAAAACCGAAUUCAUGUCUUGACUCGCCUCCCACCUGCAGUUACUGGGAGGGGGUCGCCUCCACUCCCACCCCUCACCCCAUUAUGAUGAUGUAAACACCAUUUUCCCUACACCAGCUGAACAAAUGUCAAAAUUAAUAAAGAAAUGGACCCAUGG
Molecule: messenger RNA, 7907 nt
Organism: Ochotona curzoniae (black-lipped pika)
Lineage: Eukaryota; Metazoa; Chordata; Mammalia; Lagomorpha; Ochotonidae
Gene: ANK1
Product: ankyrin 1
Exons: 45
Coding region: 1-5844 (1947 amino acids)
Biological process (GO): signal transduction
Molecular function (GO): protein binding
Source: RefSeq, a predicted model, not a curated record